AAAAAACAAUGAUCUUUUCGAAAAUUAAGGAUUUUGGUUUUUAUUGUUAAAGAAAAAAAAGAGAUUUUGGUUUUUAUUGUUAAAAGAAAAAAAAAAAGAUUUUAAUUUUUAUUUUGUUUACUGUGAUUUUUCCUUUAUGUAAAAGAAAGAGAGAUCUAGCCUUUAAUAAGUUGUGUUUUGAUUCUGGAAAGACCAAUUCCUCUACUAACCAUUAAAAGAGGUAGCAUUAUCAUUGCUUGAGAUAAUUGUUCUCUUAUACGUGGUCAAGUCUACGCAGCAAGUUUGAACCAGUUGAUGAAUUGACCAUAAAUCACAUGGCUUUCGUUCCUCCACUUUAACUUGUGCCUCACUUCAGAUCUGCUUGGCUCCUCAAUAUAUAAGUUUCAUUUUAAUCAUAGGCUGGACUUUGACUUGCCCUUUCAAUUUGGCUGCGUUAGUGAAGAUAUAAUUUUCAAUUCUACGCAAAGGAAAACAAAGAAAUAAAGAAAGAAGCAAACAAGUGUAGGGUGAUGGGCGAGCCUGUUACAACGAUUUGCACGACGGUUGUGGCCGAAUUAAUCAAAGAUCAAAUCUAUUGGUGCGUGAGACAUGUGAAUCGACUUUGUCACUGUGCAACUCACAGAAGGCAUGUAAAGACACUGAAUGAACAGCUAGAAGAACUGGAGAAAUACAGAAAUGAAUUGUCAAGGGAUGUUGAGUCGAAGAAACAAAAACUAGAACAAAUUCACAAAGAGGUUACCGAUUGGCUCCAUGAAACAGAGAAUAAUAUCUUUGAAAAGCGUGAAGAGGCAGAGCGUGCAAGCCAAAACUUUUGCUAUUUCACAUUCCAUCCAAAAGCAACGAUUGAUGAGGACACCUUUCUACAGAUCAAAAAUAAAAUAGAUGACUUGAUCAGACGUUACAAGGAUUUUGAUGGCCGAUAUUCUUAUCCUAAUAAUUAUUUUGACAAAGAUUACAUGUCUUUUGAGGGAAGAAGAAGAAUUUCAGAAGAUGUAAUGAAUGCACUCAAAGAUCCCACUGUUCAGAUGAUUGGGCUGUGUGGAAUGGGCGGCAUCGGCAAGACCACACUUGUAAAAGCAAUAGCUCGACAAGCAAAAGAAGUGAAUCUGUUUGAUAAGGUGAUGGAUAGUGUUGUUUCUCAAACUCCUGAUUUUUCAAAAAUUCAAUGUGAAAUAGCAAAUCAUCUUGGUUUUAAAUUCGACACUGUUGAGACCGAACCCAUAAAAGCAGAUAAGCUUCGAAGAGAGUUAAGUAAACAAGUGAAGGUUUUGAUUAUUUUUGAUGAUAUUUGGAAGGAAAUAAAUCUGUUUGAAAUUGGAAUACAUUUUAAUGAUGAUCAAAAUGGAUGCAAGAUUUUAUUCACUUCAAGACGUCAAGGUUUAUACGUUUCUACUUCUACAAGUGAGUUUGCUCUCAGUCUUUUGAAAGAGGGUGAAGCAAAGGAGUUAUUUCACAGAGUUGUUGGCGAAACACUUGAUGAAGAACGCGAAGACCUCUCAAAGGAAUUGGUUUCAAAAUGUGGAGGACUUCCGCUUAUUAUUAAUGUAGUUGCAUCUGCAUUAAGAAGAAAACCUGCAUAUAGAUGGAGGACUUUCUUAGAAAAAAUGAAAAUAGCAGACCCGGAAAAUGUUGGUGAUGAAGUGAAGUUAGUGUUUCAACGUAUAAAGCUUAGCUACCAAUUUUUGGAUAGCGAGGAGGCCAAAUCACUACUAUUGCUUUGCACUAUAUUUUCAGAAGAUCAACUCAUAUCUGAUGAUGAUUUGUUAAUGUACAGUGUGGGUUGGCCCUUGUUAAAGCAUGGCAACACAUUGCAGAAUGCAAGAGACAAUCUGCACACCCUAAUAGAUACAUUGAGAGAAAAUUAUCUAUUGUUGCCUAGUGAUGUAAGAAGAAAUCACAUUCGAUAUCACCGGGUCAAAGUUCAUGAUGUAGUCCGUGAUGCUCUCAAAUCAGUUGCCUCGGAAAGGAAUUGGUUUCCUCUGUCUAAGUAUGCAAAGAAUGGAGAAUUGCCUAAAGGUGACCUCAAAGAUGAUGUUGCAACUUCGUUGCAUAAUGAUUUUACCAAGAUGUUUCCUGACAAAUUGGCAUGCCCAAAUCUUGUUUCAUUCAUUGAUGAUGACUUUAACGAUGAAAAAUGUAUUUUGGAUGGCUUUUUUGAAGACACAAAAAUGCUAAAAGUUCUGAAGUUGUAUCGUGUUGAUCUGUGCUCACCACCUUCAUCCUUUAGUUGUCUAUUUCAGAGUCUCGAAACUCUUUGUCUAAACAAUUGUGACUUAGAAGACACAACAUUUCUCGGAAGUUUCAAGAAAUUAAAAUGUCUAGAUCUUUCAGAGUCUAGAUUUAAAACAUUGUCAAAACAGGUGGGUCAGCUAACUCAUCUACAAUUGUUAAAUUUAGAUUUUUGUGGAGAUCUCAAAGUGAUUGAACCUAAUGUUAUCUCAAGCUUGAUAAAUUUAGAAGAGCUGUACAUGAGACGUGUGAAGAUAGCAUGGGAGGUUAUAAAAGUCAGCAGUGAAAGAAGUAAUGUCAGUCUUGCAGAGCUAAAGAAUUUGCCCCGGCUGAACACAUUAUAUUUGGAAUUCCAAAAUGAUACUUGUUUGUCAAAAGAUUUCAUCUCUAGAAACAUGAAGGGGUAUCAAAUAAUUGUAGGUAGUGAACCUGACUUUUACUUUUGUUACAACUUCUUCGAAUCAUAUCCAAGAGCCUUCAUGUUGGAGCUUCACAAUGCUAAUUUGAUAAAAGAAUGUGGUUUUGAUAAGCUUAUGAAAGAAUGCCAAGCAUUGCGGCUUAGUGGAUGUGAAGAUGUCACCAUUGAUAUUUACGUAUCAAAUGCUGAUGGUUUCCCUGAAUUAGAGGUCUUUGAAUUACAUGAUGCUUCUAAUGUUAGAUACUUGAUGGAGUGCAAUCAUCCUGUUUUUCAAAACUUGAAGAAUUUGAAACUCGCAAGACUGCCAAACCUGCAAAAGAUGUAUGCUGGAGAAUUGGUAGCAGGCUCAUUUAGUAAAUUAAAAGAUGUGAAAGUAAGUGAAUGUCACACACUGAAAAGUCUGUUUCCAGUCUCAAAUAUUGUUGGACAGCUUGAAGAAAUGGAAGUAGAGUCUUGUGAUAUGAUGGAGAACAUUGUUUUCCAUAGAAGAGAAAAUGGCACCCACCAGAAGUUUGAGUUUCUCAAACUACAGAAAUUGGUUCUAAAAAGAUUACCAAAAUUAAUUCAAUUCUGUAAGGUUGAGUGGGAUCAAAAUUUGGCUACUUCAUCAUCAUUAGAUUCGUCACCAAGCACCACUAUAUUCCCAUUUUUUAUGGAAGAGGUGGUAGCAUUUCCUAUUUUGGAGCAAUUACGUUUGAGUUCGCUUGAUUGUGUAGAGAUGAUUUGGCAAGAUCAAGUCCAAGAAGUUUCAUACAUGCAGAAUUUAAAAGAUUUACAUGUUGAGAAGUGUCACAAGUUAAAAUAUCUUUUUUCUUCUAUUGUGGCGAGAAGUUUGGCUCAACUUAAAACUCUAAAGGUAGAAGAGUGUGAGAAUAUGCAAGAGAUUAUAGUCAUAAAAGAAGCAGGAAAUGAAGAAGGAAGUUCCAUGGAGACUAUUUGUUUCCCUAAACUAGAGGAGGUCAAUCUUUCUUCUCUUUCAAACGUCAAAACUUUCAGUGGUGGAAAGCGUUUGGCAAUCAAAUGUCCAUCCUUGAAGAGAUUGAAAAUAAAGAAAUGCCCAAAACUGAAGACAUUCCACAAAAGUUGCAGCAAUGAAAUUGAAGCAGCAGAAGAGCGUUUGUUCAAUGAAAAGGUGGUAUCAUUUCCUAUUUUGGAGGAAUUACAAUUGUGGGGACUUGAUUCUGUAGAGAUGAUUUGGGCAGAUCAACCUCAAGAAGUAUCAUACAUGCAGAAUUUAAAAGAUUUAACUAUUUCUAGAUGUCAUAAGUUAAAGUAUCUGUUUUCUUCUGCUGUGGCAAGAAGUUUCAUUCAACUUACAAAUCUAGCAGUGGGUGAGUGUAAGAAUAUGGAAGAGAUUGUAGUGAUAAAAGAAGGUGGAGAAGAAGAAGGUAGUUCCAAUGACACCAUUUCCUUCCCUAAACUACAGUACCUUGAGCUUGAUGGUCUUGAAAACCUCAAAAGGUUCAGUGGCGGAAAGCAUUUGGCAGUGGAAUGUGAAGGAUUAAUGAAGAGAAGUUGUAGGAAUGAAUUUGAAGAAGCUAAAUUACAACCUUUCUUCAAUCAAAAGAUAUCAUUUCCUAUGUUGGAGAAAUUAGAAUUGAGUUCACUUGAUUCUGUAGAGAUGAUUUGGGCAGAUGAACUUGAAGAAGUAUCUUACAUGCAGAAUUUAAAAGAUUUAAAUGUUGAUUAUUGUGGCAAGUUAAAGUAUGUUUUUCCUUGUGCUAUGGAAAGAAGAUUGGUUCAACUUAGAAAACUGGUGGUAUGUGGGUGUCAUAAUAUGGAAGGGAUUUUAGUGAUAAAAGAAGGAGGAAGUGUGAUGGAGGAGCUUCACCUUAUAAAUCAUCAUCCAAUGGCCUUGGAGAGAUUGAAUAUAACAGACUGCCCAAAAGUAAAGAUGAUGAAGAGUUGGAGGAGUAGAGAAGUCGUAGAGGGUGAAGACCAUACGUUCACUGAAAAUAAGGUACGCCACUCUGACUGCUUCCUGGAUUUAUGACUGACCCUACAGACCAACACGAGUAUUUCUAGCGUGCUUUGUCCUCACUCGCACGCUUCCUGGGAAAACUUCCCAGGAGGUCACCCAUCCUAAAAUUGCUCCAGGUCAAGCACGUUUAACUGUGGAGUUCUUUCGUGAUGGGCUACCGAAAAACAAGAUGCACCUUGUUGAUAUAGGUAGUACCAAUCAAUCCAUUUAAGCCCUCUUCAACUGUGUAGUCCCAUACCUAAACAGUCUCAGAAUCAUCCCACUUGACCUUCCCUAAGCGGUGUGGGAUUGCACAGCUUACCCGGUAUUUUCCCUUACGGAUCACGGGACUACUGACUGUCACAAUCACCCCCCUUACGGGGUCCGACGUCCUCGUCGACCACACUUCCGGCUGGGUCAAGGCUCUGAUACCAUUUGUAACGUCCCGGCUUCAAGCCUCCAUUAGGCUCUUACACCCACGGAGUAAUGGCUCUUAUACAUAGGUACGCCACUCUGACUACUUCCUGGAUUGAUGACUGACCCUACAGACCAACACGAGUAUUUCCAGCAUGCUUUGUCCUCACUCGCACGCUUCCUGGGAAAACUUCCCAGGAGGUCACCCAUCCUAAAAUUGCUCCAGGUCAAGCAUGCUUAACUGUGGAGUUCUUUCGUGAUGGGCUACCGAAAAACAAGAUGCACCUUGUUGAUAUAGGUAGUACCAAUCAAUCCAUUUAAGCCCUCUUCAACUGUGUAGUCCCAUACAUACACAGUCUCAGAAUCAUCCCACUUGACCUUGCCCAGGCGGUGUGGGAUUGCACAACUUACCCAGUAUUUCCCCUUACGGAUCACGGGACUACUGACUUUCACAAGUAUGUUGAUUUAACAACCUAAAUAUGAACUUCUAAAACGAUAGAAAAUUAAACACAUAAAAGUAAUAGAAAUCUUACAUAUGGUGCAGCGGAAUAUAUGUCUCCUCCCACUCAGAUCUCUAACCCUUGAUUCCUUUUUGUCGCAGAGUAUAAUCAAGAUCUGAGCCCGAAUGUCCUUCUUUGUUGAUUCUGAAUUCUACACAGCCUUCCUCACUAUGAUUGAGGUAUUACUUGAUGUGUGUGGGCACUACUCUAUCACUUAGAGGAUUUCGAAAAAUAGAGAAGGUAGAGAGAGAGAGAGAGAGAGAGAGUGGCGGCUUCAAGAUGAAUUUUGAGUGAAAGAAAAUAAUGUCAAAGUGUCUGUACAACUUGAAGCCUUUUCCUUUUAUUUAUAGAAGACCACAUUGGGGUCAUGGUUGAAUUACUUGGCAUUAAAAAAUGAAAAGUAAAUGGGAAAAGGGAAGCAAGGUGGCCGGCCUAGGCAAUGUGGAAACA
This is a messenger RNA of Cannabis sativa, 5971 nucleotides long. RefSeq names its product probable disease resistance protein At4g27220. Bases 510 to 4640 code for a protein of 1376 amino acids. The transcript has 9 exons. NCBI's taxonomy places the organism in Eukaryota, Viridiplantae, Streptophyta, Magnoliopsida, Rosales, Cannabaceae. The record is from RefSeq and is a predicted model, not a curated record. Gene Ontology annotation, molecular function: ADP binding; ATP hydrolysis activity.